CCGGAAGUUCACAGAGUGACGUCAGAGGCAGCGGAAACGGGACACCUGUGACCUGGUUUCUUCUGCACUGGGACUGGUAGAGCAGAUUCAACAUCCAGAAGAUCCAGUUACCCCGAUAAAGUCGAAGCUGAGAAGCUGUCAGGAUGCCUCUGCUGUUUCUGGAGCGCUUCCCCUGGCCCAGUUUGCAGACAUACACAGCCCUGAGCACAGUUCUGCUGGCCGGGAGCAUGUCAAGUGCCUACAGCACAGUCAGAGACUACUCCUCUGCACUGCCAGAGGACGCCCACAGCACAUCUGAGGAGGAGAUCAAGCUGGACAUCUCCGGGAGUGUGGCCACUAAUGUGCUGCUCUACCUCAUCACGGACAGUCUCUUCGUCUGGGUGAUGGUGAACACGGCGUGCUGCAUCCUCAUGCUGAUAGCUAAAGUGAUCCAGUGCAUCGUGUUUGGACCGCUGAGAGUCAGCGAGAAGCAGCAUCUGAAAGAUAAGUUCUGGAACUUCGUCUUCUACAAGUUCAUCUUCAUCUUCGGCGUGCUGAACGUGCAGCGGGUGGAGGAGGUGGUGCUGUGGUGUCUGUGGUUCUCCGUGCUCAUCUUCCUUCAUCUGAUGGUGCAGCUCUGCAAAGACCGCUUUGAAUAUCUCUCGUUUUCUCCCACUACUCCGAUGAGCAGUCAUGUGCGAGUGUUGGCUCUGCUGGCGUCUGUUUUGGCGUGCUGUGGCGGUCUAGCAGUGCUCUGCGCUCUAGUCGGGCAUCUUCACGGCAUGCACAUUGUCGCUUUCAUGGCAGCCGAGUGUUUGCUGGUGACAGUGCGCACAGGAUACGUCAUCAUACGGUAUUCCAUUCACUUGUGGGACCUGAACCAUGAGGGAACCUGGGAGAACAAGAGCUCACAUAUCUACUACACAGACUUCAUCAUGGAGUUAGCCAUCCUCUGCCUAGACCUGAUGCAUCACAUCCAUAUGCUGCUCUUUGGGAACAUCUGGUUGUCCAUGGCUAGUCUUGUGAUCUUUAUGCAGCUGCGCUUUCUCUUUCACGAGGUGCAGAGAAGAAUUCGCCGCCAUAAAAACUACUUGCGUGUUAUUGACAAUAUGGAGUCCAGGUUUGCUGUGGCAACGCCUGAUGAACUGCUGGCUAAUAACGAUGAUUGUGCCAUCUGCUGGGAUUCAAUGACUACAGCACGCAAGCUGCCCUGUGGCCAUCUUUUCCAUAAUUCCUGUCUGCGCUCUUGGCUGGAGCAGGACACCUCCUGUCCCACGUGCCGUAUGUCACUGGACAUUAAUGAAGGCGGGAGGGAGAGAGAGGAGGGCCAGAGGGAGCCGCUGGAUGAUAACUUGGCUGCUGGACCAGGAACAGAGGCCCGACCGCACCUUAACCAGCAUAACCACUUCUUCCACUUUGAUGGGUCGCGCAUUGCCAGUUGGCUACCAAGUUUCUCUGUGGAGGUCAUGCACACCACCAACAUCCUUAGUAUCGCACAGGCCAACAACUCGCAGCUCAAUGCCAUGGCCCAUCAGAUCCAGGAAAUGUUUCCACAGGUCCCUUACCAUCUGAUCCUGCAGGAUCUGCAGCUCACUCGCUCUGUUGAGGUCACCACUGAUAACAUCCUGGAGGGCCGGAUUCAGGUGCCUUUCCCAACACAGCCUGUGGAGCGCACACCCAUACAGGUAAACACUGCUCCUGAAGAUUCAGCGGGUGCCAGCAGCAGUUCAGAGGUCGCUGCCCCUGAGAUGGAAGACUUUGAGGUGCGGGGGAGCCGCUUUUCCAAGUCCGCAGAUGAGAGACAGAGGAUGCUAAUGCAGAGGAAGGAGGAGCUACUCCAGAGAGCUCGCAGACGUUAUCUACACAAAAAGUCUGAUGAAGGAGAUGUGUUCUAUGCUCCUGCCAUUGAUACUGAUGAUGCCAUGCCCUCCAUGGAGGAUGAAGACUCCGAUUCAGUGACCUUGAGGCGUAGACGACUGGCGGCCGCAGCCGAGAGACGCAUGCAGAGGCAGGAGCCUCCCCCAUUUUAAAUCGAGCAAAAACAUGCAUGAUGCGCCUAUGGUACAGCCAUGCCGUCAUUCAAUUUUGGGCUGAUCAAUGCACAUUUGUGCUAGAUAUAUGUACCCAUCAAACAUUUCAGUUCAUUGUCCAUUGAAAUAAUAUAUGGUGUCAUUGCCGCACCAGUGAAUUAUAGUACAGUUUUGGCAAGCAUCAAAUAAAAGAAAAAGACACAUGCAUCUUUCAUUCAUGUGUCUUCCAUAUGAUAAAUUUUUUUAAAUGUUAGUACCUAAACAAGAGCAUGGUUUGGACAGCUGUUCAUAUAAGUAAAAAAAAAAAAAGUUAAGAGUUUGCAUUUCUUAAACGUCUUUGUACGAAUCAGACAAUUUUAAUAAUAUUAUGUUGCGUACUAACAGUUUGACUUAAGCUGCUGCUUAAGCAACAAACAACAUGCUGGGGUUGAUCUGUGUGGUGAACUUUGAGUUUCUUUCUUUUGCCAGCGAAUAUCCACACGAUUUUGCUGCUGUUUAACAUUAGAAUCUGCCUUUAAGUCGGUUGGCUCAUGCGUUCGAAAAGAGACAAUCUUGCAAGUUGGAGCCAUCUCUUACGCUUUUUUACCGUUUAAAAGGAAAGUGGCAUAGAUCCUGUCUGUUCUCGCAUUGUUGCGACAACAAAUUGCUCUGUGCAUCAUAAAAGUUGUUCAUUUAGUGACAUGAUCUUGUUUCUCUAGUGUUGUCAUUCCAAACAGACAUAUUUAAUUCAUCUCUUAUUCUGAGCUUGUACUGGUGGUUAUAUAGUGAGGAACUGUUCAUUUCCUCUCUGUUUUGUCCUGCAGUAAAGGAGAAGCUUACGGUCAGGGUAGAUGUUGCGUUUAAUUUAGUGAAAGUCUGUUCAAUGUUGUCCUAUUGUAAUUUUCACAAAACUUUUUCAUUAAGUUCAAAUUAAAUGGAGCAUCUACGCUGACUAAUGUCCUUUUGAUUUAUUCACACAUAACACACGGUUAUGGUCAUUAGGUCAGUUUUGUAGCUUUUUCGUCAGCGUUUUAUUCUGUUUGUAUUUGAAUGGUUUUAAAGACAUUUAUUACUCAGUGUACUAAUGUACUAAUGCCUAUAAAUGCUUGUUUUUUACUGGCCCAUAGCAUUCAUAAUGCAUUUUCACAGGAUUAUUUGGACUCUGCAAACAAUUCAGAAUCUUGCAUGUUGAGUUUGAAGUGAACAAGUUUUUCAUGUAACAGAACGUGACUUUUAAUUUGCAUUUGCCUUCUGUUAAAUAACCGUAAUCUCAAGUUCAACCAUCAUAACUAUGGCCACGUAUACAAGAACUUAUUGGCUUGAUAGCCUGUUUGUCGACCUUGAAAAAGAAGUACAUCUUCAGAAUCGUCUGAUGUUUUACACUGUGAAUCUAUUCUAUCAAAUAUUUUUAGUGUCACAUGGAUGUUUUGAUCUCUCUUUUUUGUUUUAAUCUUUCAUGUGGCCGUCUUUUUCUAUGCAUGAAAUCACUGACUCUUUGUGUUCAUAUUUGUGUCCUGAUCAACUUUCCCAUAGACUAUCCUAGUGAUUCUUAUGAAGCUGGUUGUUGUGAUUGUAAUGACCGCUGGUGGAUGUAGAAUAUGUUUGUUUUGGUUGCACAGAUGCACCUUUCAGCAGUAUUUCUU
Messenger RNA from Sinocyclocheilus anshuiensis, 3631 nucleotides. RefSeq names its product E3 ubiquitin-protein ligase AMFR-like. Gene Ontology annotation, molecular function: ubiquitin protein ligase activity; ubiquitin binding. The record is from RefSeq and is a predicted model, not a curated record. Gene Ontology annotation, biological process: endoplasmic reticulum unfolded protein response; protein K48-linked ubiquitination; ubiquitin-dependent protein catabolic process. The coding region runs from base 144 to 2009 and encodes 621 amino acids. The transcript has 14 exons. NCBI's taxonomy places the organism in Eukaryota, Metazoa, Chordata, Actinopteri, Cypriniformes, Cyprinidae. Gene Ontology annotation, cellular component: cytosol; ubiquitin ligase complex; endoplasmic reticulum.